Dioscorea cayenensis subsp. rotundata (Guinea yam) is the source of this 759-nucleotide messenger RNA. Its product is annotated as auxin-responsive protein IAA7-like. The transcript has 4 exons. Gene Ontology annotation, biological process: regulation of DNA-templated transcription. Bases 102 to 452 code for a protein of 116 amino acids. The record is from RefSeq and is a predicted model, not a curated record. Gene Ontology annotation, cellular component: nucleus. NCBI's taxonomy places the organism in Eukaryota, Viridiplantae, Streptophyta, Magnoliopsida, Dioscoreales, Dioscoreaceae. Gene Ontology annotation, molecular function: protein binding.
UUGCUAGCACCUCAAAACCAUCUAUCGAACAACAAAACGACGGAACCGAGGAUGUAAACAAGAUUGAAAACAGCAAUAAAGGCUUGUUUGUGAAGAUCAACAUGGAUGGAAUUCCAAUUGGAAGAAAAGUGGACUUGAAUGCUUAUGAUAACUAUGAAGAACUCUCUUUAGCUGUAGACAACCUUUUCAGAGGUCUUCUUUCUGCACAAAGAGAUCUGAAAACAGUGGAAGAGAAACUAGUGCUAACUGGUUUAUUAGAUGGGAGUGGUGAAUACACACUAGUUUAUGAAGACACUGAAGGAGAUAGGAUGCUUGUUGGUGAUGAUGUUCCAUGGAACAUGUUUGUAUCAACAGCAAAACGGUUGAGAGUUCUAAAGACAUCUGAUCUAUCUGGAUUAUCAUUGGGAGUUAUGAGCAGGAAAAGAACAGCACCUGAAAGCUGCACAAGAUGAGAAGAACACUCUGCUGCUGCUGCUGCUGCUGUUGUUAUUGUUGUGGUUGUUGUUUAUUAACACUUUGUUGUUGUGAGUUUAAAAUCUUGAUCUCUUUAUCUUGUUUCUGAGGGGUUGUUAGUGAGGGAAGGGAACAUCAGAUCAGCAUGUAAAUUUGCAAGCAAAUAGAUUAAUGUUCAAAUCCAGGAUUCUAGCAAGCAUUAUCCAGCAUCAGAUCCCUUUUGAUUUGUUUUAUGUCUCUAAAGAAGCAUAAAUUUGUACUUUUUUAAGUGAUCAAUCCUGUUUGUGCAUGUGAGAUGGUUCUUCA